This is a messenger RNA of Populus euphratica (Euphrates poplar), 1713 nucleotides long. RefSeq names its product serine decarboxylase-like. Gene Ontology annotation, molecular function: carboxy-lyase activity; pyridoxal phosphate binding. Lineage: Eukaryota; Viridiplantae; Streptophyta; Magnoliopsida; Malpighiales; Salicaceae. The transcript is spliced from 5 exons. The coding region runs from base 172 to 1608 and encodes 478 amino acids. The record is from RefSeq and is a predicted model, not a curated record. Gene Ontology annotation, biological process: carboxylic acid metabolic process.
GUCUCUUUAAUUAAACUCGCUUCUUCCAAGCAAGCAUUUAGCCACCUCUCUCUAUCCCAUUCUCACAGAUCUACAGUUACGUAAGAAUCAUUCCUCAUUAACGCAAACAACUAGUACUUCAAUCAUUCUCUCUCAUUUUUUUUAACGUCUAUUUUUGCACUAGUAGAAGCCAUGGAAGUUGUUGAUGCAGUGUCUGUUCACGGUAACGGGAAGGCUGAGAUCGAGGAUUUCGAUAUCUCGGCUGUGGUUCAACCGGAGCCUUUGCCUCCGAUUUUGGCGGCGGAAAAUGGAGACAAGCAAAAUGGCAGGGAGAUUGUGUUAGGGAAGAACGUGCACACCACGUGCCUCGAAGUCACGGAACCGGAGGCUAAUGAUGAAUUUACCGGAGACAAAGAAGCGUAUAUGGCUAGCGUUUUGGCUCGCUACCGAAAGAACUUAAUGGAAAGGACCAAAUAUCAUUUAGGUUAUCCUUAUAAUUUGGACUUCGAUUAUGGUGCUUUGGGGCAGUUGCAACAUUUCUCCAUCAACAAUCUAGGCGACCCAUUCAUUGAGAGUAACUACGGUGUCCAUUCAAGACAGUUUGAAGUUGGUGUUCUAGACUGGUUUGCACGUCUUUGGGAGAUUGAGAAAAAUGAAUACUGGGGUUACAUAACUAAUUGUGGUACAGAAGGCAAUCUUCAUGGGAUUCUAGUUGGGAGGGAAGUGCUUCCCGAUGGAGUUCUUUAUGCAUCACGAGAGUCGCAUUAUUCUGUUUUCAAAGCUGCUCGUAUGUAUAGAAUGGAUUGUGAGAAGGUUGAUUGUCUGAUCUCUGGCGAGAUUGACACUGCUGAUUUUAAAGCUAAACUACUUGCUAACAAGGACAAACCAGCCAUUAUUAACGUUAACAUAGGCACAACUGUCAAGGGAGCAGUUGAUGAUCUUGAUCUUGUGAUACAAACCCUUGAAGAAAGUGGAUUUUCGCAAGAUCGAUUCUACAUUCACUGUGAUGGAGCUUUAUUUGGACUCAUGAUGCCUUUUGUCAAACGUGCACCAAAGGUUACUUUCAAAAAGCCCAUUGGAAGCGUUAGUGUUUCUGGCCACAAGUUUGUGGGAUGCCCAAUGCCAUGUGGUGUUCAGAUAACAAGGAUGGAGCACAUUGAUGUUCUCUCGAGAAAUGUUGAGUACCUUGCUUCAAGGGAUGCAACAAUCAUGGGAAGCCGCAAUGGCCAUGCUCCUAUCUUCCUUUGGUACACGCUUAACAGAAAAGGAUAUAAAGGGUUUCAGAAAGAAGUACAGAAGUGUCUCAGAAAUGCUCAUUACUUGAAGGACCGACUGCAUGAUGCUGGGAUAAGUGCUAUGUUGAACGAGCUCAGCAGCACAGUUGUAUUUGAGCGGCCUCUAGAUGAGGAAUUUGUUCGCAGGUGGCAGCUCGCUUGCCAAGGAAAUAUUGCCCAUGUUGUGGUUAUGCCUAGUGUCACAAUUGAGAAGCUGGAUGAUUUCUUGAAUGAAUUAGUUGAAAAACGUUCAACCUGGUAUCGGGAUGGAGGAGUUCAGCCUCCUUGUAUUGCAGCAGAUGUAGGGUGUGAGAAUUGUGCUUGUGCUUUGCACAAGUUAAGUAUAUUAUCAUGAGUGAGAAUUAAUCCACUCUAUAGUAGUAGUUGUUUCAUUAUGUGAGAGCACAGUUAUUGUUUUUGGAAUUUAGAUAUGUUUUUGAGGGUUUUCCCCGUUUUACUA